AUUCCAUUCCAAACGUUGCAAGAAAACUAAACCGUUAGAGAAACAAAGGGAAACCUUGUACUGUUAUGUAUCUGAGGGGAUAUUAUGAACGGGCUUCUGCAACCAAUACCUUAUCAACAAGCGAAAGAUCAGUGUCAGCUUUUACAUUCUGAGUUCAUUUGGCUUGAAGCCAGCAAUGUAAUCGGUUCCUUCCCUGCGUUCCCCUCCCUCUCCAACUCUGUGUCAUGAGCCACCGGUUUACUCUGUCCUGAUACUCCCUCGGCUUGAUUGUGUCCAUCAAUCCCUUCUGUAGCCCGUUUGCUUCUCGUUUUGGCUUUCGUCAAGUGGAAUCAGUCUGCAGAUACUGGGUUUUCUUAAGGGAUGGGGGAGGGAUUUUGUAAGUUAUUAGGGUUUAAGAGGUAAUUUUGUGUUUAGGGCUUUCGUUUCCUUUUUUUUCUUUUUAUACCAUUUGUUAGUUAUAUAGAUCCCAAAAAGAAAAGGAUUUUUUUUUCAAGUAAGGUAAAUUAAUACAGAAUCAAUUAUGAUAAAUUAAAAAAAAAAAUUAUCAAUAUGUCUGUCUGUCGAUGUGCCACAGUGGCAGUAGGUGUAAGUAGAUGAAACGAUAAUGGCAGGGAGCACGGCGGCGGCGACUCUGCUGACGGCUGUCUGGUUGGAUCAACUAGAAUUGGACAGCGCAAAGAAUAGUAAGAAGACAGCGGUUGUUGCAGGAAAAGAAGAAAGUUUUGGUACAAGUAGAAGAAACCCACGCCACCUUUCCCUCACAAAGCCAUCUUGGAUUGUCAGAACAGAGUCAAAUGUACGGAAAGAAAUAAGGAAGAGGCCAGACCCACCUUGUGAGGUCUGCCAUGGAACUGGUAGAGUUGAUUGCCCCCAUUGUUCUGGACAAGGUGUCAACCAACCUCCCAGCAGGACUAACUGUGUGCAUUUAGCAAUGCUUCCUGAAGGUGAAUGGCCUAAAUGGUGCAGGACUUGUGGUGGCAGUGGCCUCAGCUACUGCUCCCGUUGCCUUGGAACUGGAGAGUAUAGGUAUAUCAUGGGCUUCCACUUCAUGAUGGCUUCUGAUGACACCAAAAACCACCCGCAGCAGCAUCAGACACCCGCUAAGAGUACAGCUGCCGGGGGGCCUCUCGACGUAGAAGAUUUGGAUUCAAACCAUGACAUCUGAAGAUGCAGCAGAUAAUUUUGGCCAAAGCAGCUUCCAAAUUUGCAUUCUGUGUUCAGGUUGUGUAAAUUUUAGAUUUGAUAUGAAGAAAGCUGCUGUCACUUUAACGAA
This is a messenger RNA of Populus trichocarpa (black cottonwood), 1273 nucleotides long. RefSeq lists its product as uncharacterized. Bases 605 to 1165 code for a protein of 186 amino acids. Lineage: Eukaryota; Viridiplantae; Streptophyta; Magnoliopsida; Malpighiales; Salicaceae. The record is from RefSeq and is a predicted model, not a curated record. The transcript has 4 exons.